This is a messenger RNA of Serpula lacrymans var. lacrymans S7.9, 3164 nucleotides long. RefSeq lists its product as uncharacterized. Gene Ontology annotation, biological process: L-arginine biosynthetic process. The record is from RefSeq and is a predicted model, not a curated record. The transcript is spliced from 7 exons. Gene Ontology annotation, molecular function: acetylglutamate kinase activity; L-glutamate N-acetyltransferase activity, acting on acetyl-CoA as donor; NAD binding. The coding region runs from base 85 to 2760 and encodes 891 amino acids. Lineage: Eukaryota; Fungi; Basidiomycota; Agaricomycetes; Boletales; Serpulaceae. Gene Ontology annotation, cellular component: mitochondrial matrix; cytoplasm; mitochondrion.
GCAGUUGUUAUAUACUUUCAGCUGUUCGUAUUUUGACUGCUCCUUUCAUAUUUCUUUCAUAUUCUUGCAUAUCCACAAAUCACCAUGCUGGCAGCGACUCGUGCCUCUACCUCGUCUCUUCGAGUCGCCAGUCGGGCUGUUGUCGUUGCAGGUCAGCGUCAGGCUGCCAUAUCAGCCAUCAGAAGGAGAGAAAAUGUUUCUGUGAGGUCAAUUCAAACUGUUGCACAAACUGACAGAGACAUAAUAACUCGACUCCUCUACUCCCUUGGUUCUAAAAGAGAAGUGGAGCGUCACCUACGUAUCUUCUCUUCUUCAUCACACCCUUCGCAACCCGCCAAAUUCGCAGUUAUCAAAGUCGGUGGUGCCGUCUUCGAUGAAUUGGAUGAGUUGGCUCUUAGUUUGAGCUUUCUUUACCGAGUUGGCUUGUAUCCAGUUGUGCUCCAUGGAGCUGGACCACAGAUGAACGAUAUCAUCGAGAACGAAGGUGUCGUCCCUGACUAUGUUGACGGAAUCAGGGUUACCGAUUCGAAAACUCUUCAAAUCGCCCGUCGUGUUUUCCUGGAGCAAAACCUAAAACUCGUAGGAGCCCUAGAAAAACUUGGCACUCGUGCUCGUCCCAUUACCUCUGGAGUCUUUACUGCAGACUAUCUGGACAAGGACAAGUAUGGACUUGUGGGCAAGAUCACGCGCGUAGAUAAGAGGCCCUUGGAGGCUUCCAUCCGAGCUGGCGCUCUUCCCAUUCUCACCAGUCUUGCCGAGUCGGCGGAAGGUCAGAUUCUGAAUGUCAACGCUGACAUAGCCGCUGGAGAGCUAGCAAAGGAGCUCGAGCCUAUGAAGAUCGUGUUCCUCAACGACAAGGGUGGCAUGUACCAUGGUGUCACUGGCCAAAAGUUGGAUGUUAUUAACUUGGAUGAGGAAUAUGAUCAACUUAUGAAAGAACCUUGGGUCAAGUACGGCACCAAACUCAAGUUGCGCGAAUUCAAAGAGCUCCUCGAUCACCUACCCCGGUCUUCUUCUGUCGCCGUGAUCUCCGCCUCCAGUCUUCAACGGGAACUCUUCACCGACAGUGGUGCUGGUACCCUUAUCAGGCGAGGAUACAAGUUAUUCAAGCAUGAAAGUAUCGAUAGCCUCGGUGCUGAUCGUCUGCGACAAGUCAUCCAUGACCGCGACCCCGAUGUAGCAGCCGGACAGAGUAUUGCUGGUAUUCUUAAUGAUCUUAAAAAGACUCCUUAUACAAUCUACGGUGAUGAGCCUUUGGACGCAGUAGCCAUUGUUUCACGCCCAGAGGGUGAAGUGCCUAUCAUGACCAAACUUCUUCCCUCACGCAGUGGCAUACUCAACAGCGUCGUCGAUAACGUCUUCAGUGCCAUCAAGAAGGAUCACCGCCGUCUGUUCUGGACUGCACAGGUGGAUGACGAGAACCGUUCGUGGCACUUCGAGCGCGCGGAAGGCAGCUUCACUCGUGCUGGCAAGAGCUUGUUCUGGUAUGGCGUAAACGAUGUCUCAGAGGUUGAGAGGAUUGUGAAAAGCUUUGAGGAGAAGGGCAGGAUUGAGCGGUCCUACCUCCCUGUUGGACCCGCAGCUGCUCGUGCUGGAGGUGCCAGUGGCGCAAGGUCUUACUCCACACUUGCGCGAAGGACUGUGCCUUCUGGAACUCGCGGUUAUGCCACUUCUGCGACCCGUGGUUAUGCUACAGCUGCCACGCCACCGCCAGCCUCCACUGAACGAAAGAGGUUGGCAUUGAUCGGUGCUCGUGGGUUUACGGGACAGGCCCUGACAAGCCUCGUUUCCAACCACCCUUACCUUGAUAUCACCCACGUUUCAUCCAGGCAACUUGCUGGCUACUCUCUGCAAGGCUACUCUAAAGAGCCUAUAACUUACUCGAAUCUAUCUCCUGAAGAUGUCGAGCGAAUGGAGAAAGAUGGCGAGGUUGAUGCGUGGGUUAUGGCACUCCCAAAUGGUGUCUGCAAGCCAUUUGUAGAUGCUAUUGACCGUGGUGCGAAGGAGCGCAAGUCUGGUGCUACCAGUGUAAUCGUAGAUCUAGGUGCAGACUACCGUUUCGAGAACGAUUGGACGUACGGGUUGCCUGAGCUCUAUGGUCGUGAUGUCGUUCGCACUUCGAAAAGGAUAUCGAAUCCUGGGUGCUAUUCCACUUCCUCCCAGCUGUUGAUUGCACCUCUCCUAAAGUACCUCAAGCGUGACGCUUGGCCUACCGUCUUUGGCGCAUCUGGAUAUAGUGGCGCGGGGACCAUUCCUGGGAUCAAUGAUCCGGAUGGUAGACCUACUACUGUCCCUAAAGUAACUUCCGAGAGCCUCGGUGGUGGGAUCCGACCGUACGCACUCACAGAUCAUAUCCACGAGCGCGAAGCUGGUAGACAUUUAUCGAACCUGUUGAGCGACCCUUCAAAUCCGAUGAAGCUGGCCUUUAUUCCCGUCGUCUCUCCAUGGUUUAGCGGCAUUAUAUCCACUCUUUCGAUGCCACUGAGUGAAAAGGUGGCCGCGCGUGAUAUCAAGCAGUUGUAUGAGGAGAAGUAUACUGGUGAAAAACUGAUUCAAGUGAAGCAGGAGGUACCUGGGUUGCAGGACAUCGAGAACAAGCAUGGGUGGACGGUUGGUGGGUUCCAGGUCCACAGCGAGGGCGACCGGGCUGUAGUUGUAGGUGGUCUUGACAACCUUCUCAAGGGUGCUGCCACUCAAUGUCUCCAAAACUUAAACCUUGCGCUUGGGUACGACGAAUACGCAGGAAUUCCCACUGAUUAAACUGGAAGCUGUUAUUCCGAUUUCAGACUGAUAGAUCUGUAUCUUGUAUCAUGAUUACAUCUUAGGAGUAUAUGGGGAGAAGCGAAAUUGAAGACAUCUCUAGCCGUAAUGAGGAGUGGUUUCAAUUCUUGCUUGAUCCUUGAUCCGUGCACUUCUGUACAAGAGCCUCAGUGCUGAGUUAGCGCUGAAGGGGUCACAUUGAUUGACAGCCUCGCGGUUGUCAGUGUUAACGUUGCUGCCGCCAUCAGCGCUGAACAAAGAGCGCCAUGUUGACGACAGUAAGCGCCCAGGGCACGACUUUUUGCCACCAAAAAUGGAUAUGUUGUAUAUCCGGUCUUGUUGAAGACCUGGGAUUUCCAGCCAUACCCUCCCAGACCCGGCGGCGAUGUCGAACAGUAAUCGAG